AUGGCUGGUUCGAGUUUACGACAAAUUAUUCAGCAUUGGUUAUCCUACCCUGACCAAGGAAUCAUGUUGAACUUAGGCUCUUGCAUUCUGUGGAACAUAUGGAAGAUGAGGAAUGAUCUAGUCUGCAAUAAUUCCCAACCAUCGACCUCUCAAUGCAUUCAGAAGGCUUUACAGGAUUUCAAAUUAUUUGAUCUUCAGAAUGCCUUAAAUUUAUGCUCUAAUAUUGCAAUCGAUGAGAACAAUGCAAUUUUAUGGGAAGCUCCUCCAAACUGUGUCAUUAAAAUUAAUGUUGAUGCAGCGUUCAAUAAUGGGGAUGCUGCAGCAGAUGCUAUUGCCAGAGAUUCAUUUGGAAAUCAUCUCGGUAGUGGUUCAAUUUGUUUCAACACCGUAUCUUCUACUGUGGCAGAGGAAAAAGCUUAUGGUUUAGGAAUGCAAUUAGCAAAAAGACUGCAAGUUUCCAAAAUUGUCGUGGAAUGGGAUGCCUCAGACAUUCCCAAGGCUAUAAAAGGGAGUACGAAUGAGAUACCAUGGAGUAUUCGUUCAACAAUUCUCUCCAUUCGUGAUCACAUCAAGGAUUUUAGUGAAAUUAGUUUUACUUCAGUUCCUAGAGAUGUAAAUGCUAUUGCACAUGAUUUAGCUCAAAGUGCAAUCUCUAAUAAUGUAAACAGAUAG
Molecule: messenger RNA, 672 nt
Organism: Papaver somniferum (opium poppy)
Lineage: Eukaryota; Viridiplantae; Streptophyta; Magnoliopsida; Ranunculales; Papaveraceae
Exons: 1
Coding region: 1-672 (223 amino acids)
Molecular function (GO): RNA-DNA hybrid ribonuclease activity; nucleic acid binding
Source: RefSeq, a predicted model, not a curated record